GGGAGCGAGCGUUGGGCGCACACACCCCUCUCGUGUCCCUUUGGACGGAAACUAGCUCAUUUUUCCCCCCUCAGUUUGAUAAGAGCGGCCCGAGGAGCUGCUGCUCGCGCACCAUGAGAGAGAGGCAGAAAGAGCACGCGCUGUUUGUUCGUUUCGUUGUAAAGAAGCUAGCAGGAGACCGCGGCUGUUCCCGUUAACCCCCGCCGAGAGCCACACCGGGAGAACCGAGCCACACGGGCCGAACUGGAAGACUGCUGGCGGCGGCGGCUUCUUCAGCGGACUGAAUGAAUUCGCUCUCAAAGAUGGCUUCAUUUCCAGACUCUGACCUGCAGACGUGUCCGCUCUGCAAGGAGCUGUGCGGAUCCUCCGCUCCCAUCUCCUCCAGCUCCUCCACCUCGUCCUCCUCCUCGCACACCUCCUCCUCCUCCAACCACACCUCCAAGAGGCUCCAUGUCCUGCCCUGCCUGCACGCCUUCUGCAGGCAGUGCCUGGAGAGCCAGCGCAAUCCCAGUGAACCCCUGAAGCUGAGGUGCCCCACUUGUGACCAGAAGUUUCCCAUCACCGAGGCUGGGGUAGACUCCCUGCCGUCCUCCAACUUCCUCUUCAGCAACCUGCUGGACGUGGUGGUGAGCUCCGAAGAGCAGAUCCAAAACAAGAACGGCCACCACCACCUCCGUGGCAGCCUGAUCGGAGGCUCCUCUGGCUUCCACCCCCCUCAUAGUGGCCUUUUGCACCCACAGCACAUUGGAGAACCUCAGUGCAGCUCCUGCGAUGAGGAGAACCCAGCCACAUCCCAUUGCCUUGACUGCCAGGAGUACCUCUGUGACAACUGCGUGAGAGCGCACCAGAGGGUCCGGCUGACUAAAGACCACUUCAUCGAGCGCCUGACAGACAGCCUCCACCUCAGCCGGGUCAACAGCAACUCAGGCCAGCCAGGGGUGUCUGUGUCCCUCGCCCAGUCUCUGCAAAACAACUUCGCCCUUUUGUCUCUGUUCCAAGAUCGAAUGAACUUUUGCCAGCACCACGACAACGAGGUGUUCCUGUUCUUCUGUGAAACCUGCUCGGUGCCAAUCUGCAGGGAGUGCAGCGUCGGCCGCCACAUGGGCCACACUUUUGUCUACCUGCAGGACGCCGUGCAGGACUGCAGAACCAUCACCAUCCAGCUGCUGGCAGACGCACAGCAGGGACGGCAGGCUGUCCAGUUAAGCAUGGAGAAGGUCCAGGCCAUGGCGGAGCAGGUGGAGAUCAAGGCAAAGGUGGUGCAGACUGAAGUGAAGGCGCUUGUUCUGAGGCACAAGAAAGCACUGGAGGAGAGAGAGUGUGAACUUCUGUGGAAGCUGGAGAAAAUCCGCCAGGUGAAAGCCAAAUCUUUGUACCUGCAAGUGGAGAAACUCCACCAGAGUCUCACCAAAUUGGAUGGCACCAUUGCUGCUGUGAGCCAGGUCCUAGAUGAGGGCCACCACCUCGACGUGCUGCUGGCCAAGGAGAGAAUGCUCACCCAGAUCCACGAACUCAAGGUCCUCAGGGGUCUGCUGCAGCCGCAAGAGGACGACCGCUUCAUGUUCACCCCUCCAGACCAGGCUCUAUACAUCGCCAUCCAGGCCAUGGGUAUGAUCAGCAGUGGGGCCUUUGCCCCCGUCACCAAAGCCCACGGUGAGGGUCUGAAGAAUGUGCUUCGUGGCAAGCCUGCCUCCUUCACCGUGAUUGGAUAUGAUCAUGAUGGUGAGCCACGUCUCUCCGGAGGGGACGCCGUGUCUGCAGUUGUCAUGUCAGUUGCAGACGGCAACCUGUCAGCGGUGGAGGUAACGGACCACCAGAAUGGCUCGUACACCGUCAGUUACCUCCCCAAAACUGAGGGGGAGCAUCUCGUGUCUGUGCUGGUGUGUAACCAGCACAUCCAGGGCAGCCCCUUCAAAGUGGUGGUAAAGUCAGGACGGAGCUAUGGGUCCCUCGGCUCCCAGGUGUCAUCGUUCGGGUGCGAGGGGGAGGGAGACGGACAGCUGUGUCGUCCUUGGGGCAUCAGCGUCGACAAGGAGGGAUACGUUGUGGUGGCUGACCGCAGCAACAACCGCAUUCAGAUCUUUAAACCUUGCGGUGCCUUCCACCAUAAGUUCGGCUCUCUGGGAUCUCGGCCCGGUCAGUUCGAUCGACCAGCCGGGGUUGCCUGUGACGGUCAGAGACGAAUCAUUGUGGCUGACAAGGACAAUCACCGUGUGCAGGUGUUUACUUUUGAGGGCCAGUUUCUGCUGAAGUUUGGGGAGAAGGGUACCAAGAACGGACAGUUCAACUAUCCCUGGGAUGUGGCUGUCAACUCUGAGGGCAAAAUCUUGGUCUCGGACACCAGGAACCACCGUGUGCAGCUCUUCAGCCCCGAUGGCUCGUUCCUCAACAAGUACGGCUUUGAAGGGGCUCUGUGGAAACACUUCGACUCCCCCAGGGGAGUAGCCUUUAACCACGAAGACCACCUGGUUGUGACCGACUUCAACAACCAUCGACUCCUCGUGAUCCAGCCGGACUGCCAGUCGGCUCGCUUUCUGGGCUCAGAAGGCACCGGGAACGGGCAGUUUCUGCGGCCACAGGGCGUCGCUGUGGACCAGGAGAACCGCAUCAUCGUGGCCGACUCCCGCAACCACAGAAUCCAAAUAUUCGAACCCAAUGGAAACUUUUUAUGCAAAUUUGGCACGCAGGGGAGUGGCUAUGGACAGAUGGACCGCCCCUCUGGUGUGGCUGUGACACCCGAUGGCGUCAUUGUGGUUGUUGACUUUGGAAAUAACCGCAUCCUCAAGUUCUAGAAAAAUCUAUUUUUGCAUUCUCUCCCUCCGUUUGACCUUUUUGCAGUUUUUUUUUUUUCACAAUGAAGGAAAUGGAGGAGAGAGAAUCAAUCAACAGAACGGGAGCUCAGAGAGGACUCGGUCGCUAAAAGGAAGGGACAUUAAAAUUACAGA
Nematolebias whitei (Rio pearlfish) is the source of this 2945-nucleotide messenger RNA. It is a transcript of the gene trim71, whose product is annotated as tripartite motif containing 71, E3 ubiquitin protein ligase. Bases 285 to 2792 code for a protein of 835 amino acids. Lineage: Eukaryota; Metazoa; Chordata; Actinopteri; Cyprinodontiformes; Rivulidae. Gene Ontology annotation, molecular function: ubiquitin protein ligase activity; zinc ion binding; protein binding. The record is from RefSeq and is a predicted model, not a curated record. Gene Ontology annotation, biological process: proteasome-mediated ubiquitin-dependent protein catabolic process; protein polyubiquitination. The transcript is spliced from 8 exons.